Messenger RNA from Vitis vinifera (wine grape), 1435 nucleotides. RefSeq names its product vacuolar protein sorting 38. The coding region runs from base 210 to 1247 and encodes 345 amino acids. Lineage: Eukaryota; Viridiplantae; Streptophyta; Magnoliopsida; Vitales; Vitaceae. Gene Ontology annotation, cellular component: endosome; lytic vacuole. The transcript has 6 exons. The record is from RefSeq and is a predicted model, not a curated record. Gene Ontology annotation, molecular function: SNARE binding. Gene Ontology annotation, biological process: SNARE complex assembly.
CCUUGUCGCGAGUUUGCUUGUCAUUCUUUGAUUUGCGUGUAAUAUUUCCACCGAGGAGAGAAGCCUUCGCCUUUUCCACAUUUUCCCCGGAACCAAACGCCCACUCUGCAUCGAUGAUCUUCGAAUCCUAACGGCCCGUUCGAGGACGAUGAGGUGGACCCGCGAUCUGUUCUUGAGUCCAAACAUCCCAAUUUUCUUCUCGAUUCUUGAUGGAACCGAACCAAUCUCUCUCCUCAGAAAAUGUCAAAGUAAUCGAAUGGGAAGAUUUCGAGCAAGAGUUGGCGCGAUUGUGGAGUCUGUCUUCUGCCCUCAAAGAAGCUAAAGAGAAGAAAGAUUCCCUUCAAGAAAAGCUUAAUUCUCUCCUUCAGGUGAAAGCAGAGUCCUUGAAUCGGUCAAAUGAGCUCGAGGAGAUGCAGCAGAGGCUGGAUGACCGGAAAUUUGUGACUGGAGACAUGUCAAUGCAGUCAAAGAUUGUAGAAGAGGAUAUUAAGAAGAAAGAGGAGAGGCUUGGUCUUGAAGUUAGAUCACUCUUAGUUGCUGGGACGGCUCUUUCAGUGUCUAGGAAUCGGUUGCAGGAUGCCAAUAGGUUACUUUCUGGAGAAAGGGGCUAUGUUCAUCUCAAAAACUUGGAGAAGAUGCUAAGAGUGAGGCAACAACACAUGAUAUCACAAGUUUCAUUUCUCUAUCCUGUAAAGCCCUCAAUUGGAUCACUUGAGCAAGAACUUGAAUCAUUUCCCAGCAGUAGCAGAGCAGGGAAUGCUGUUGGUUCCAAACCUCUCAAUGAAGGAUCAUUGACUAUUUCAGGUCUACAACUGAAUAUGCUUGCUAUUAAGAAGAUGAGUUUUUUCACUGAUAAGAAGGAGGUUCAGAGGUCCGCAACUGCCUUGGGAUAUGUCGCACAUGCAGUUUCACUAAUCGCUUCUUACUUAGAAGUUCCUCUGCGUUACCCUUUGCGCUUGGGAGGCUCUCGUUCAUAUAUAAAUGACUAUGCACCUUCCAUUGAACCUACACCAACUGAUUCAGUGUCAAAUUCUCUACUUCUCACAAAUUUGAAGCACAUAGAGUUUCCUCUCUUCUUAGAAGGUCAAGACACAACAAGAGCAGCUUAUGCUGUAUUCUUGCUAAACAAGGAUUUAGAGCAGCUGCUGAAUUUCAUUGGUGUAAAGAGUUUAGGGCCACGCCAUGUAUUGGCUAAUUUGAAGGAGCUUCUAAGGACCAUUCUAUCUCCAGAAUUUAUUGAUACAUAAUCUGACAUCCUGACUGUAAGUUAGAAACCUUUUUGUGUAAAUGGAUCAUCUGUUUUCAUAUACAGGUGCAAAUUUUUAAUGGAGCACCUUGCCAUGAAGGCUUGUUAGUUACCACAUUUAAAAAAAGUGCCAAUUAUUUGUAACUUGAUUUCUUUUUCUUGAAGAAUAUAUAUUUUUUUAUAUUCUUA